AUGGUUACCAUCACACACGCAACCACGCGCGAUGUGCGCUUUCCGACGUCUCUUGACAAGACUGGCUCCGAUGCCAUGAAUGCUGCCGGCGACUACUCGGCCGCCUACUGCAUCCUGCACACCGACGGCCAGUUUGAAGGCCAUGGCAUGACCUUCACAAUCGGCCGUGGCAAUGAGAUUGUGUGCCAGGCAAUCAGCCAGCUCGCCCAGCGCGUGCAGGGCAAGUCCCUCGAGAGCCUCGUCGAGAACUGGGGCAAGACGUGGAGGUAUCUGGUUGCCGACAGCCAGCUACGCUGGAUUGGCCCUGAAAAGGGUGUCAUCCACCUCGCUCUCGGUGCUGUCGUGAACGCCAUCUGGGAUCUGUGGGCGAAGACGCUCAACAAGCCCGUCUGGCGCAUCGUCUCCGAAAUGUCGCCCGAGGAAUUCGUCAAGUGCAUCGAUUUCCGCUACAUCACCGACGCCAUCACCCCCGAAGAGGCCAUCCAGAUCCUUACCGACGCCCAGCAGGGCAAGGAGCAGCGUUUCAAAGAUGCCGAGGCCAACCGCGCUGUGCCUGCAUACACCACCAGUGCCGGCUGGCUCGGCUAUGGUCGGGAAAAGAUGAAGGGGCUGUUGGAGGAGACGCUGAAGGCAGGAUACAAGCACUUCAAGCUCAAGGUCGGCACUUCGAUUGACGAGGACCGCACCCGUUUGGGUAUUGCGCGCGAAGUCAUCGGCUUCGACAAGGGCAACAUCCUCAUGGUCGAUGCCAACCAGGUCUGGUCCGUGCCCGAGGCCAUUGAGUACAUGAAGCAGCUUGCAGACUUCAAGCCCUGGUUCAUCGAGGAGCCCACUUCGCCCGAUGAUGUCUUUGGUCACAAGGCCAUCCGCGAGGCUCUCAAGCCCUAUGGCAUUGGUGUCGCCACCGGCGAAAUGUGCCAGAACCGCGUCAUCUUCAAGCAACUGCUCCAGCAGGGUGCUAUUGACAUUUGCCAGAUCGAUGCCUGCCGCAUGGGAGGUGUCAACGAGGUGCUUGCCGUUCUGCUGAUGGCCAAGAAGUUCAACGUGCCCAUCGUUCCGCACUCGGGCGGUGUCGGCUUACCCGAGUACACUCAGCACCUUAGCACCAUCGACUACGUUGCCGUCAGCGGCAAGCUCAGUGUCCUGGAGUACGUCGACCACCUGCACGAGCACUUCCUCCACCCCAGCGAGAUCAAGAACGGCUACUACGUUACUCCUACCUCGCCUGGUUACAGUGUGGAGAUGAAGGCGGAGAGCAUGGACCAGUUCGAGUUCCCCGGCAAGGACGGCGUCAGCUGGUGGAAGAGUGCCGAGGCGAAGCCCAUCCUGGAGGGCGAGAGGAUAUGA
Messenger RNA from Lasiodiplodia theobromae, 1347 nucleotides. Its product is annotated as Mandelate racemase/muconate lactonizing enzyme. The transcript is spliced from 3 exons. The record is from RefSeq and is a predicted model, not a curated record. Gene Ontology annotation, molecular function: magnesium ion binding; L-fuconate dehydratase activity. The coding region runs from base 1 to 1347 and encodes 448 amino acids. Gene Ontology annotation, biological process: carbohydrate catabolic process; amino acid catabolic process. NCBI's taxonomy places the organism in Eukaryota, Fungi, Ascomycota, Dothideomycetes, Botryosphaeriales, Botryosphaeriaceae.